Messenger RNA from Glarea lozoyensis ATCC 20868, 1719 nucleotides. RefSeq lists its product as uncharacterized. The transcript has 2 exons. The record is from RefSeq and is a predicted model, not a curated record. NCBI's taxonomy places the organism in Eukaryota, Fungi, Ascomycota, Leotiomycetes, Helotiales, Helotiaceae. The coding region runs from base 1 to 1719 and encodes 572 amino acids.
AUGUCUCCUGAUACUGUGGUCAUGGCCGACAGCAUGAGUAAUAUUCCUCUCGAGAAGUUCGAAUACGAGCCGCUCAGCGAGAUUGCAAGCGCGUUUCGUCUUCUCCGCCUGUUCCAGGAGACGGCAUCAUACGAAGCACUAUCAUACGCGUGGGGUGAUCCAACUUCAUCACACAAGAUCGUGCUCAAUGACUGCGAGUUUUAUAUCACAGCCAAUCUUUACCUCGCUCUAAAGAACCUCCGAUAUGGAGAAGGAGAAAGAUUUUUAUGGGUUGAUGCUAUAUGCAUAAAUCAAGCAUGCCUACCUGAGAAGACAAAGCAAGUCUCGCAGAUGCGAAACAUAUACCAAGCUGCUGAAAGGGUGCUGGUAUGGCUUGGGAAUGCUUGUCCUGAGACUGAAGCCGCUAUGUCUUGGGUCCAUAGUCAACUGGAAAAGCAUGGAGAGGAUUUGGACUUGCUACAAGGUGUCGUUAAUCUUUACAUGGAAUGUUGGCCUGAAUCUGGUCAGGAACUUGCCGAUGAUAGCUUUCCAUCCCAAACCCCAGAAGUUCAAGAUCGUCGUUUCCAGCGACUCAGAGGCUUUACUAUCCUCCUAAGUCAACCAUGGUGGUCACGGAUCUGGGUUGUUCAAGAAGUCGUCGUCAACCGUAACGUGAACAUCGUAUGUGGACGUUCGGUAGUACCGUGGGGGCCCUUCAUGGCUAUUGUCAAAGGGCUACACCAUAGUGCACCUCUGUUACAAGCAACUCCAAACGAGCGUGAUGUAUUUGGUCGAUCAAUCCUAAGAGAGAUUUCCCGGCGGAACUAUCACGCCUACUUUGUCCCGCCUACCAUGAGCGACCUCUUAUCGCAUCAUCGUGGCCUUCAGGCCUCAGAUCUAAGAGAUCAUGUAUACGCAUUACUUGAUAUAUCUUCAGAUAUGUCAACAUCAACCUUCGUGCCGGACUACUCAAGAUCAGCAGAAGAGGUAUUCAGACGACUUGUAAAGAAAGACGUUGAAGAGCACCGUGAUUUAAACAUAAUAUGCGCCAGUGAACCGUCUGCAACACUGAACACCACACUUCCAUCCUGGGUCCCAGACUGGAGUUCACCGUGGAAGCACUUCUGCCUAACCCAAUUCCCAUUCGACGUCUGCGACGAAAUACCCGCUCAUGCAUCAUUCUCCUCCGAUAUGUCCAUCCUAAAAGCCACAGGCAUAACUCUGGCUAUCAUUUCGAGCACGAGCGCACCACUCGAACCCUCAGAUCCAGUCUUCACUGCCUGGCUCCAAACUGCUCAGGAAUGGCGCACCAUAGUCGAAGAGGACGAGUUCGACACAUUUUUUUGCACUCAAUUCCGGAGGGUGUUCGAGAUGAUUGUCGUAGAGAGUGAGUCGGAGGAAGACGGUCCAGCGGAGGAGAUUCGGAAGGUGAAGGAGGGAGUUUCGAGUACGAGGUUGUUGAGUUUCGAGAAUUUUAUGGGCAGAAUUUGUACGAACCGGAGGCUUGCAUGCUUGAAGAGGGAUGAUGAGGUGCUUGAGGGAUUGGUGCCGAUAGAUGCAAUAGCGGGAGAUAGGAUUGUCGUCCUUUUCGGAUGUACAGUACCGGUUGUUUUGAGAGGUGGCAUGGGUGGCAUGGGUGGCUGGAGGUUUGUGGGCGAUGCGUAUGUUAAUGGAUAUAUGUAUGGGAAGGCUGUCGAGGGGUUGACUAAUGAUGAUGCUGAAGAGUUUGCAAUUAGGUAA